AUGUGUGGUCUUCUCGGUAGAACUUCUCCAAGUCCAUAUAGAGUGUGUUUACGAGGACUGGCGAAAGGUUCCUUAGGUGUUCUGGUGCUGUCCCGUCCAGAUGUGAAGCUGUUCGAUUUUUCACCGACGAAAUGGUAUGUUGGAUUUCGGAAGAGAGAACCGGUGGUACAACAUAUCCAUCCUGCUUUAUUUCAUAUGGCAGAACGUGGACGUGGCUAUCAAAGAGAUCCGAGUAGCAAUCGUGAAUGA
Angiostrongylus costaricensis is the source of this 249-nucleotide messenger RNA. The record is from the annotation of a GenBank genome assembly. NCBI's taxonomy places the organism in Eukaryota, Metazoa, Nematoda, Chromadorea, Rhabditida, Metastrongylidae.